Molecule: messenger RNA, 1108 nt
Organism: Raphanus sativus (radish)
Lineage: Eukaryota; Viridiplantae; Streptophyta; Magnoliopsida; Brassicales; Brassicaceae
Product: clathrin light chain 1-like
Exons: 2
Coding region: 175-783 (202 amino acids)
Biological process (GO): clathrin-dependent endocytosis; clathrin coat assembly; intracellular protein transport
Cellular component (GO): clathrin coat of trans-Golgi network vesicle; plasma membrane; clathrin coat of coated pit
Molecular function (GO): structural molecule activity; clathrin heavy chain binding
Source: RefSeq, a predicted model, not a curated record
UUUUUUUUUUUCUUUUUGUCUUCUCGUAAGGAAAUAUUAUUGUAUACAAACAGAGAAUAAUUGAUGCUUCACUGAAUUUGAAUUAUCACAUUCACAACAUAUAGAAAUUGAUUGGUGUCUGAGCAUACAAGAUGUAAUAUCUCCCAUGAGGAGAAGGAAAAUAAAGAGAAGGAGAUGCGAAAUCAGAUCAUAGCUGAAGCUGAUGCAUACAAGAAGGCCUUCUACGAGAAAAGGGACAAGACCAUCGAGACCAACAAGUCUGAUAACCGCGAAAGGGAGAAGCUUUACUGGGUGAACCAAGAGAAGUUCCACAAAGAAGUUGACAAGCAUUACUGGAAAGCCAUUGCAGAGCUUAUCCCGCGUGAGGUUCCCAACAUUGAGAAGAAGAGGGGCAAAAAAGAUCCUGACAAGAAACCAUCUGUGGCUGUUAUCCAGGGUCCUAAACCUGGAAAGCCCACUGAUCUUGGCAGAAUGAGGCAGAUAUUCCUCAAGCUCAAGACAAAUCCACCACCCCACAUGAUGCCUCCUCCUCCGCCAGCCAAAGAUGCCAAAGAUGCAAAAGGUGGGAAAGACGCCAAGGACACCAAAGAUGAAAAGCCUGCGGAGGAAACAAAGGGGGCAGAAGAAAAACCUGCUUCACCUGCCAAAGACGCAAGUGCUGAAACAUCGAAACCAGAGGUUGCGGCUACUGCCCCGGGAGAGGGGGAGAAACCUGAGGCUGCUGCUGCCUCAGGAGAAGGUGAGAAACCUGUGUCUGAGGCUGAGGGAGGCAAGGCAGAGUGAAGUUUUAUAGGGUUUGUUAGCAUUAAUGUUAUGGGGGAUGAAUAAUGAAUUGGUAUUGAAGUCACAGUAGCUUCAUGCGGGGAAUAAACAUGUGCACAUAGAUAGAAGCUUCGAUUAGGAGGCUUUCUAUGGCAGACGAUACUCUGCUGGAGAGAGAUAUAAUCUUAGUCCUUUGUUUUAGUUUUCUAUUUCUUAUUAUUCAUUUGUUCUCUGCAUGAUUUGGAUAUUGUCUGGGAUGAUGUUCACAUUAAUCAUUUUGAUUCCACGUAUUAUUAUUUGCAAGACUUGAGGAUUUUCAGUUACAGGUUGUUGGAUGAAUAAUAAA